Thrips palmi is the source of this 1771-nucleotide messenger RNA. RefSeq names its product apolipoprotein D-like. The record is from RefSeq and is a predicted model, not a curated record. Gene Ontology annotation, molecular function: pigment binding. The transcript is spliced from 3 exons. NCBI's taxonomy places the organism in Eukaryota, Metazoa, Arthropoda, Insecta, Thysanoptera, Thripidae. The coding region runs from base 12 to 599 and encodes 195 amino acids. Gene Ontology annotation, biological process: symbiont-mediated perturbation of host defenses.
CCGCCAUCGCCAUGGCCAGCUGGACCGUCGUCGCCGUCCUCGCCGCCCUGGCCGCCCUGGCCGCCCUGGCCGAGGGCGCCUCCGUCACCAAGACCAAGUGCCCCGUGGUGCCCGGCAAGUCGCCCUUCGACUUCAACAAGUUCCGCGGCGACUGGCUGGUGGUGGCGGGCUCCCCCGACUCGGUGGCGUCGUCGGGCAAGUGCGGCAAAUACAGUGUGUCGGCCGGCCCCGGCUCGGACGCCUUCAGCAUGCGCUUCUCGGGGUCCGGGCCCAGCGUGGACGUGUUCACGCAGGCCGUGGCCGGCGACAAGCUGGCGCUGGGCCACGCCAUCUACCGCAAGCAGGGCAACACCGAGUACGACGGCGUGUUCAAGCAGAGCAUCGUGGCCACGGACUACGACAACUACGCCGUGGUGGUGGCGUGCCGCCAGGUGUACGUGGCCAGCACCAAGAGCUUCGGCCGCCACCUCAUCGCCGAGAUCUGGUCCCGCAACAAGGUGACCCUGACGCCCGAGGCGCUGGGCGUGCUCAAGAACGUCAUCUCCAGCUACGACAUCGACGCCAGCGACAUCAAGAACAUGGACCGGGCCAAGUGCUAGGCGAGUUGCCUGAGCCGUGCCCUGCAGAGCAUGCCACACCAACCAAGGGGACAUCACUGUGAAUUUCGGUGUACAAAUCCAACAAAUUUAAGUCGCAUUUCGACGAAUUUCAGUCGAAUUUGAAUUUCAGUUGAGUUUUGAUUAAUUUUAAUGAAUUUCAAUUAAUUUUAUACAUGUUGGUGUACAAAUUUGGCUGGAGUUAUUUCCCCUUGGCACCAACACCGCCUGGUGCGGAGUAUCUGCACACCAUCGCGUGUAGAGUUCGCAGUCUCCACACUUCGCGGAGCGCGGAGCAGCUCACAGAGCCCCUGUCCCUUCCCUUGGCAUGGUGCAAACGUGGAGAACUCCACACUUGAAGUGUGAAGACUGUUCUUCCAAGUGCGCGGAGACUGCAAGGUCCACACCUCCGCACUUCAAGCGCAGAGUUCUCCACACUUGGUUUCGCAGUGUUCUGCGCGAGCAAGUGGCGUGUGCCUUGUUCGUGUUUGGUGUUUGAGGACAAAUUAGGCGAGACCCGGCGAGCGGUUGCGUCGUUGACGUUGGGCGCCGCCACCGCCGCACCGCUCCGAGCGCGAGCCGAAUGGAAUCUCCCGCUCGAUAAGGCCGGCGCGCGCGGCGGCGCUGCCGCUUCCGCUGCCCCCACCACCACUUCCCGGUUCCCGCGCGGCGCGGAUGCGCGGAACGUUACAGCCGGACCGACUCCCCUCAGACACAGCGACCGUGUGGCCUAAUGGAUAAGGCGUCGGACUUCGGAUCCGAAGAUUGCAGGUUCGAGUCCUGUCACGGUCGAUACCUCUGUUUUUGAGCCCGGUCAUAGUUUACGGAUGUGCUUGCUCUGAGCAAGUGCAUGUUGCUCCCAGUGAGGAACAGAGCGGGAAUGUCAGAAGUGAAUAUGGUUGUCAAAUGUGUUGUGAAAAAUGAAGAUGGACCUCAAAAAUUCAGAUAUUUGAAAGAAUAAUAAAGAGAAACCAAUUUACAUAAGCAAAUAUGAUGAUUAAAUGUUUUGUCAGUUGUCAGAGAAGCUAGACCUCAAAGCCCAGAUAUUAAAGAGGAAAAUAAAGAGAAACCUACAAUUCCACUUACAAAAGCAAAUAUAAAUGUGUUGUCAAAAAUGAAGCUAGACCUUAAAAUGUAGACAUUGGAGAGGAAAAUAAAGAGAGACCAACUUACAA